UCGUUAAGUGAUUUCCUGUGAUUGUGUGAAUAGUAUUGUGUGAUUCUUUGUUUACUAAUAGACUUUGAAUAUAUUAUAUGAUAAAUAUGAGCAGAGGACAGUUACCAGAUUCUUCGAGUUCACCACCAAUGAAUAUACAGUAUGGUUAUAAUACUGGAGAUUUAUCUGAGGAUGAAGUGUCAGAUCUACCAAGUUGCGUGUUUGCUAGCAGAUCAUCAAAUUCCAGCCUUCAGCAUCAUUAUUUAACUUCUCUGCAUCAAAACACAGAAAACGGUCCCUGUGGUUCAACUGGAGGUGGCCUGGGUUCCAGUCCGUCGGACUACUUCGGCUCUUCGCCCUACAGAGUCCAGCGGCACGCGGCCAACAUCAGGGAAAGGAAAAGGAUGCUGAGGUCUGCUAUUGGACCCACCGGCAGUAUCAACUCCGCUUUCGACGAGUUAAGAAUGCACGUGCCCACGUUCCCGUACGAAAAGCGUCUGUCAAAAAUCGACACACUCCGACUAGCCAUAGCAUACAUCGCCCUGUUGCGCGAAGUACUGACAGCUGAUUGCGAUCCAUUGACGUACGUGGAGAGAUGCCUGCGGGGCGAAAUCAAGGCGGAUAGGGCUAAUUGGAACACUAGCGAUUUAACAGCGAGAUUGUCUUGGAUAAAUUGGGAAAACCUAGGAGUUACACCUGGAAGAAGAAGUACAUUAACUUCACUAGCUUUAAGUACCACAGAUAAUGUAAAUAAUUAAAUAUUAUAGUUAAGUAUGUAUAAUUAUUUAAACUAAAUGCCAGAACUCGUGCAAUAGUAUCAAUAUCGCAUUAUAAUGAUAUA
Messenger RNA from Sitophilus oryzae (rice weevil), 820 nucleotides. RefSeq names its product helix-loop-helix protein 13 (gene Fer2). The transcript has 5 exons. The record is from RefSeq and is a predicted model, not a curated record. NCBI's taxonomy places the organism in Eukaryota, Metazoa, Arthropoda, Insecta, Coleoptera, Curculionidae. Gene Ontology annotation, molecular function: DNA-binding transcription factor activity, RNA polymerase II-specific; protein dimerization activity; RNA polymerase II transcription regulatory region sequence-specific DNA binding. Gene Ontology annotation, biological process: developmental process; regulation of transcription by RNA polymerase II. Bases 78 to 737 code for a protein of 219 amino acids.